AUCAAUCUAUCAACUCAGCCGAUUUAGAAAGAAACUCAAAAGAUUAAAAUUGUCGGCAAUCAAACUCGAUCAACCUAGUAACUAAGAUGGUGUACUCAUCUGUCGCACUCGACCGAAUUACUAAACCGAUCGACCACAUACGGGUAAUACACCAUUCAUUCAUUCCCUGCCAGCAAGGUUAUUCAAAUAUGUCUCCUCUUUGUAAAACGCCCUCACUUGAGGUCAUAUAACACAUGUUAUCACAAUCGACUUUAUCACUACGAUAAUGUACGUAUCUAUCAUUAUCGACCUGAUUACUAAACUGAUCAACAAUAUAUCGGCAUAUACCAUUCAUUCAUUCCUUGCCAGCUAGGUAUUUAAAUAUGUGACCCUUCUUUGUAAAAUGCUCUCACUUGGGGUCACAUGACACAUGCUAUCAUCUACUAAAGGACUCAAAAACUUCUCCUUCUCCUUCUCCUUCCACAUGAAACCCUCUGCUCCCAACCCUGCCUCCAGAAUUUAAGGUGGCAGAGAGAAGAAGAGAAGCACCAUUCUUGUGCUCCCUCCCACUCUUUUACAUCCACUCCCUGCCAUUUGGAUUCCUUACAGCUCCUUUUUUAUUACUACAGAGCUCUUCUUUUCAAGCAAUUUGUUGACCAGUGAGUGAUCUCCAUGUGGUCCUUUUGUCCCCUUCUUCUCCUCCUUCUUAUUCCCACUUCCCACAUAGUUUGGCUUAAUCCUCACUCCAUUGUCUAGUGUGCAAGCAAAGGCUUCCCACUCUGCUCUCUCUUCUCUUCCCUCCAUAGAUUAAAAAGAUUGAAACUUCAAUACAUCUUAUAAAUAAACAACUGCUAGAUCUGAUCUCACAAUUUUGUGAUAACAGAGUAGGCUUCGUGCUCUGUUUACUCUGUUUUUUGGAGAGGCAGGGGAAGUGAAGAAAAAGGGGAAGGCAAUAUUCAGAUAUCCAUCCAUGGGGAAGCUGAUGGGUUUUGGGAAGGUGUUCGACAGACUCUGUCUGUCUCCAUCAUCGCCGAACUCGAACUCCUGCUUCUGCACGAAAUUCAUGGAAGCUGGUGACGAUGAUGAUUUGGGGGAAGUGUUUGAGCAGAAGGCGCCAUUGAUGUUGGGGAGUGUUGAGAAGAAGAGCAGCAAGGUGGUGAGACUCAAAGAUGUUGUCUCUGUCAACCCGAAUCAGACUCUGGCAUUUCAACUCAAGCCCAAGAUGGUGAUUCUGAGGGUAUCCAUGCAUUGCAGUGGCUGUGCCAAAAAGGUUGAGAAGCAUGUUUCCAGGAUUGAUGGAGUGAGCUCAUACAAAGUAGACCUUGAAAGCAAGAGAGUGGUGGUGAUUGGAGACAUUCUUCCUUAUGAAGUGUUGGCUAGUGUCUCUAAGGUCAAGAAUGCUCAGCUUUGGAUGUAAUCUCCAUAGUAAUCUCCUCUUAAUCAUUCAUUAAUUAGCCUUCCCUCCAAUUCCCAUUUUGUUGUUAAUCGCAAGGGAAGGAGGCAAGUCCUAUAUAUAAUUAUGCUCUCUCUAUAUAUAUAUCUAUGAUAGAAAUGUUUCCUCGUGUAAAUGUAUCCAUAAUCCCAUUAUGUAAAAUUCAUCAAUCAGUGGAAUGGAUUUUGCGUUUGUUAUGGCAUUGUCGUAGUCAUAGAAUCUUUAUCGUUACCAUUUCGUCAUUUCGAAUAUGAACUAACACGUUUUUCGCUUUGUACCCAAAAAAGACUAACAUAUUGCACUCUUUUUCUAUCUUGAGUCCCAUUAAAACCUCGAUGUGAAGAGGGAGGAAAAGCUCGGAGUUUUUUUUCAUUUUAACCUACAUAUAUGUCGUCUGAUUGAGUUUUUAGAAAGAAUGUGAAGAUGGAGCGAAUCCAUAUGCGAUAAUAAAUUGAAGAGUGAACG
Messenger RNA from Linum trigynum, 1876 nucleotides. Lineage: Eukaryota; Viridiplantae; Streptophyta; Magnoliopsida; Malpighiales; Linaceae. The record is from the annotation of a GenBank genome assembly.